UGGCGUGGCGACUCAUGGCGUGGCGACUCAUGGCGUGGCGACUCAUGGCGUGGUGACUCAUGACGUGGCGACUCAUGCAGUGGUGACUCAUGCCGUGGCGACGCGUCGCCAUGCUAUAUGAAGGUAUAUAUAUACAGUCUAUAUGCAGUAGUGUGAACGGUAUGGCGACGCGUCGCCAUGCGCAAUCGAUUUUUGUAUUCAAUGAAAAUAAAAAUAAAUGUUUAUUAAAUAAACAGUCAUCAUUUUCUGAAAAAAAUCGUAAUAUUUUAUCAUUAUGCCAUAUUUACUUCCUAUCGCAAUCUGUUCUUUUCUGCAUGUUACUUUUACAAAUUAAUGUCGAUGUUUCACAUCUGCCAGGCGUCCCGUGACGGCUCAUAUUUUUUUAUAUUAUAUUCUGAACAUACAGACGGAAAUAUUUAUAUUUAUCAUAGUUGUAUACUUACAUAAAGUUCAGAGUUGAGUCUGAUUUGUUAUUCAAAACGUUAUAUUGGUAUCUUUUAAGACGAUCUCGUUAAUUUAGUAAAUAGUGAGUUGGUUUAUAUAAAUAAUGGGCUCUGUAGCUACUGCUAUAUCCACCGAUAGAUAAACAUAGAAGCUUACUAAUAAUUAAAAAAAAGUAGUAAGUACAGAAUUAUACAUACGUAAUACUACACUUUGAUCUUAGGCAAAACGACGACAAGCGAAAGUUAAUGAGUCGCCCCGUGAUCACGACCUGUAACUUGCUUAAUCGAAACGUCGGGAUAAGGAAGAUACGAAAUCAUUUAGUGCAAGUUUUAACCCGUUAAAUAUUAUAUUCAUUAUUUAUUUUAGUUUACAUAGGUAAUGAACUUGAAAAAGUGUAGUCAACAUGAAACUGCAUCAGUAAACAAGUACUUAUGUGAAAAGGCGCGCGCUGGCCGCGCCUGCGGUCAUUGGCGUAGCUAGAGAUUUUUUCUAGAGAAGUGAGGGAAGCCGUCCAGCAGUGCUAUCUAAUCUGUUGUAAUAACAAACUCACUUCUCACCGCGGAAUCUGCGGUGUGAUUUGAAAGAUCAUGAUUACCUUAUUCCCUACUGGAGGCAGAUUUUUAACUGGAAUCUUUAAAGUUUAAUCCGUUAGAGCGGACAAACGAAUGUUUCAGAGUUUCUUGCAUCUAUUACUGACCCCUAAAUAUAUCGUAAUUGUGUCUGUAUGGCUAACAAAUAAGUACCUAUCUAUGUUUAAUAAAAUAAUGUUAUCGGUUUUAUCCCAGGUUACUCAAUUAAAUAUCAAAAUAUUUUGCUGAAAUUAGUGCAUAUGUUGUCAAUUUGAGAUGUAGGCCGUAGGGUUUAGAAUAAACGUUUGAAAUUUAUUCUAGAUAACCAGUAAGGUUAUCUAUUUCUAAAUAGUUACCUAGUAUAUUUAUAAUUCUUUGGAAAUCAUUAAACAAUAAUGAUAUUAAUGGGUGUGAUUAAGUUCAUGUAAAUGAUGUGUUAUUUGAUAAAGGCUAGCGAUGCGGUGGUGUUCAAGACGCGGUCUCCCCAAUGACACGGUUGCUCAACAAGGCAGACGUGACAUUACAAGUUUUGUGACAAAUUAUUAAACAAAUAGUUGUGAGUAAAACCUUCGGAUGGUUCCCAGUAACUGCCUAGGUACGUACACGCACACAUGGACGAUGACGGACACACUAUGAGACGUGCAAACACGCGUGCGCAUGUGGUCAGCGAUGACCGAAUCCGGGGAGCCGGAAUAUCGACAUCUUAUAUUUGUUCUCACCUGACAUUACGAUAGAUCGUUGGAGAAAUGUAUAAAAGAUUUUGACGUGAGCGCUUAGACAUCAGUCGCUUAUCUGGUAGCAACCGAAACAUACCAAAACAUUCAAAAUGAAACUGAUUGUAGCUAUCGCUCUUUUCGUGGCCGUCGCCGCCGCCCUCCCCGUGGAACAGGAGCCCGCGAAGAUCCUGCGCAGCGAAUUCGACCAGCAGCCCGAUGGUGCAUACGUUUACAGCUUCGAGACUGACAACGGUAUUAUUCGCAAUGAGAACGGAGAAGUGAAGCAAGCCCUCGACGAGGAGAACAAGCCCCAUGACGUCGUCGUCGUCCGCGGUUCCUACACCUACACCAACCCCGAGGGCAAGCAGGAAACCAUCACCUACUUCGCCGACGAGACCGGCUUCCACGCUGAAGGCGACUCCAUCCCAAAGGCCCAGUAAAUCGUGAUUCCUACACACCAAAACACUGACGAAAAACACUGCCGACGGACGCGAACACUCGAGCACUUGGUACGGCUUUACCAAUAGAGACGAUAUGAGAUUCGGAGGAAUCAUUGUAAACAAUUGAAUGUAGGUCAUGUAGGGUUGUUGCCAUAACAGGAGCGAUGCAUCUAGUGUAUGCUUCUAUUGUUGCUUGUUUUUGAAGCUCACUGCCAUAUAUUUUUUACGUUUUGUACAUUUUUUGUUAGUUAUUUUUAACGUGACUCUGUGAAAUAAAGAUUUCGCACAAUAAUGCAUUGUUUUAAUACCAAUGUUUAAUAUGUGUUUAUGUGUUUUUUUUAUUCGUUUACAAAUAGGUUAAUAAGUCCUCACGAAAUUAAUUAUCUUCAUAUCUUAUAUUAAUAAGUAAUAUUAUUUUUAUUAAAGGUCGAUUGUAUGAAUUAACAAAUUAAAGUUAAAUCACAAAUAACCAGAUAAAAUUUAUUACAAUAUAGCGCAAUGUAUAUGCCAUCAAAGGUCUACCAGAAAAGCAGCAAGCAAAGUGUCAAUUAAUAACCCCUCAUGAUGAAUGACGGCACGCCUCAUUACGUUAGUUGACGAUAAUGAAAAUUAAUCUGAUCAAGAUAAUGAUGAUGACAUAAAACGUGGAGUCAAUUGUUUAAAAAAUGAAAAAGAUAAUUUAAUUCUUAAGCUGCGCCCAAGAUGUCUCAUUUUCAAAAUUUCAUACUUCUAUUAGUUUCAUUAACUUUACAUUUGGCCCCCAUGUUCGGAAAGUUUCAUAUACAAAACUGCAAAUUCAUAUCAAAGUAAGGGAUACACCAUCAUUGCAGUGGUUGAUGACAACGUUGCAAGUGGCUUGCGAUUCAUAUCUUCAUGUUCACUUUAUUGGAGUUAUUCUUCAAAAAUGCAAUAUGUGUUUGUUUUUUAUACAAAGUAACGUAGAUUCGAGGGCUCUUCUGAGAAGCUAAGGUUGUUUGUAUUAUUUAUCCAUUUUCAUUCAGUAGUAAGUAGUUCUUUUUUAACCGACUGCGCAAUGCAAGAGCGCGAAGCGCGACGCGCAGACAGGGUAUAGUGUUUAACAGUCUAUAUAUGUAUGUAUGUUCCUUUGUGGCACACUAGAGACCUAACGACUGGACCGAUUUUGAUGAUUCAUACAUCAAUCGAUUCGUUUCAGUCAUGCGAGUGCUACUAAAUAUAUGAAAGUAAUCAAAAUUCAAUAUGGGGAUAAUAAGGCGCCAUAUUGUGACGAAGCAAAAAAAAUAAGUUAUCAAAAUAUGUCGAGUGGGGUAUUAUUGUCUAGAUAAUCGAAAAUCAUGUUUAGGUUCCUUACACUAUUUUUCAUUUUAUAAGAUUGUUUAGGAUCUACAACUCUUUAAAGUUGUAUAUUAACCACUUGCGCUUUUAAUUUCAAUCUUACGUUUGUAUGGAUCUUUGUUACCCUUUCACCUAAAAAAUACUGAAUGGAUUUUAAUGAAACUUAACAGUAAUAUGGCUCAUAUAUGAUUAUAAUUUAUAUAUAUAUAAUAAUUUAUGUAGUUCUCGAGUGAAUUGGCCAAAAUAUAACAAUAAGUGUCACAUGAGACGGAAAAAAUCUCCCAUCUGCGAGACAUUUUGGCCUGCACUGCAAAAACAAUGAAAGUUAUAUGAAUGUAACGUAGAGUGAAAAUGUAUCUCUUAAAUAGUUCUACAAAAAAGUCCGUGUCACCAUAUAUCUAUUUUUAAUGUGUAAGCCAUUACACUAAAAUAGCGAAUCAAAACUAAAAUAUUAUUUGAUAUUUAUUUCCAAAAUGCACAUUUUGAAUUAACAAAUUAUUUUUUAUCAAAACAAAUAUCGCUUUUGAUAUUUAAAGACGAUAAACUUUGCCUUUUACACUAUGCCAUUUCGACACAUAUUUAAAAAGUUACAACGAUGACAAAGUGAUAGCGCGGUGAACUACGAUUAUGUAGGAGUAGACUGCGGGAAUACUAAGAGAAGAAAUUAAAUUUAGGUGUUUAUAUACGUAGAUAAAACCUAGGCGAAAAAGAAAAAAAUACUAACUAAAAAGUGUGAAAUAAAAAAAGGUAAAUUUUAUAAAUCAAAAAACCCGACUGCUUAAUUAAACUUCAAAUAAAAACUUAAAAGAAAAAUUCAAGUGCAGUAGUCUAUAAUUCUGUUAAUAAGGAACAAAGCUAUUUUAACAGUCGGGACCCA
Chilo suppressalis (striped riceborer) is the source of this 4360-nucleotide messenger RNA. The record is from the annotation of a GenBank genome assembly. NCBI's taxonomy places the organism in Eukaryota, Metazoa, Arthropoda, Insecta, Lepidoptera, Crambidae.